UUCAUAUUUGCUAUCUAGAAAGUGUUAGAUGUACAAAAAGUCUGUUUGAUGAUUCUCUUUUAUUACUACAGCGGGAAAUGUAAUUGUGUUUGAAAAAUUCUAUAAGAUGACACGUAUUCUAUAAUAACACCAGAGUUCAAUGAUUUCCGUAUAAAUGCUGAUUUUUACGCAAUAUAAUAACCUACAUAGAAUUCAAAUCGCCUACACACUCCAUACGAUCAUCACUGAAAAACUAUAUUCAAUAUAUGAAGAGAAAGCGAGAUUAAACUAUUGGUUUGUAAAUUUUGCGUAGGCUAUUUUGACCAAUGAAUCCCUUAUAUAUAGAAGCCAAGUGUCCAAUUCCCACUAAAAAUUGUACUAUCGUGUUUCGAGGAACAUAUCUGUGUUAAGUUGACUAGAAAAGUUUUUCAAACUGGCUAUGAUCAUCUUGUUCAAAAUAUUGUUGUUUAUAAUAAUUGUUAAUUGGUCAAAGGGACAGAAUGUUGUGUUUGAUUAUGGUAAAGAGAGACGUGCUUCACCACGAACUCGCCCAGGAUCUCCAGGAAAUUCCAACACAAUAGAUAAUAUUUUUCAGAUCCCAAUAGCAGUAAUUCAAGGUACUUCAGCUGCUGCACAAUCUUGGUCCCCUGAAAAUGGAGAUACAAUCAAUAAAGUUUUUAACAUACCAGUACAAACUCUUCAAGCCAUCAGUACUCUAAUUAAAGACCGUAUGCCUCAAAAUUCAAAUAAUAUUCAAAACAAAUUAAUUUACCAAAAUCAUCAAUAUCAAGAGAAUGUUACGAACCGCAAAAGACAUAUUCAUCAGAACAAUUGGACUUGGGCUUCAAUGUGGUCAAAUUUAUUUUUUGGAGAACACCGUGAUUCAGGUUACCCAUUACAUGGCAUAAAAAAGAAGAAACGUAAAAUGAAAAAGGGUUUACAUCAUGGAAGCCAUGGAAUAUUAGCAAGUCAUGGGAAUCAUUUUCACGGUCAUGGACAGCAUAACCAUGGCCAUGGUCUUUUAUCCAUGCAUCAAAGACCUCAAGACGUACUUGGAAGUGAUGGUAAUGUUUAUCAAGUCACUGAAAUUGUUGAUGAUGUUCCACCUCCUGGGAGACCUUUUACGCAGUCAGACCGCAUUCAAAAUAAAAUUGCUCCAAAAUUUUAUGAUUAAUUCUCAAGAGCCAUAAAAAUUCUAAAUAUAAGCAUGCAUGUU
Chelonus insularis is the source of this 1195-nucleotide messenger RNA. RefSeq lists its product as uncharacterized. Lineage: Eukaryota; Metazoa; Arthropoda; Insecta; Hymenoptera; Braconidae. The record is from RefSeq and is a predicted model, not a curated record. The transcript has 4 exons. Bases 419 to 1153 code for a protein of 244 amino acids.